AUGUACAAUAGAUUUUAUUUAAUUUUGUGUCUUUGUUCAUAUGCAAAUUGUAUAAAAUUUAGAGGUUCUGUUGGAUUCUUAACCAACGAUUUUUACUUUACCAACGUAGAUGGAGUAAGCCGCAAAUUCGUUAUUUUUGGUGAUCUCCUAAGAGAUCCAAGCGCUGAUCACCCCUUAUUUCGAUACAAGAGUUCUACGCUUCCACCAUAUCCAUACUAUGACGCCCCUAGAAACUUGUUUUUUGAUACUUCAAAGUUAAAUUCUUCCGAAGAGAAUGAAUAUGAAUCACAAACCUGCUCCGAAUACUUAAAGAAUUCAGAGCUCAGAAGGAGAGGAGAACCGGUAGAACAUCAAAACGAUACUCCUAUAGAAGAUGUUAAUCGAACAUUUUGCCCAAAUUAUAGAAAACUCAUACAUUACGGGAAUAUAAAGAAGGAAAUAGGCAAGAUGGAGACAGAUCUCGCUGAGUAUGAUCUAAUAAGACCAGGGAUAGGUCCGUGGCCGAGUUAUGAAGAACUUUGUGAAAAAGGCAUGGAUAUAAAUACCUCAUUGUUCCAAGAAUUUGAUCCAUUUGAUAAGUUGGAGAAACAUUUACAACCUAAACCAACGAUUCGUAAUGAUAUCAAAACUAUUGCGGAGGCUAGAACUGAACAAAAACGUUGGCUAAAAAGGAGUCGUAGCGAUGAAUGGGCACUAACGUAUGAAGAAUUUGCCAGCUUACCUUUGGAAAUGAGAGAGGCAUAUUAUGCAAACCGUUAUCCAGUGAGUGACGAAGAUGAGCGAUUUUGGAUGGUGUUGAACUAUAGAAGAAUUAUAGAGAAUGAUUACUACCACCAGAAAAAUCCACUCGAGUUCAGGUAUAUGGAAGAUAGUUGGACUUAUACUCCAAAAGACAGUCCUGUAUUUCAAGAUUUGAAAAAUUGGGACGAUCCACUGGAUAGCCCUUGGAGACUUCGGGCCGAUGAAGUAAUAAGGGACUGCGUUUCAUUUGGUUGGCCUCCACAGAAAGUUAGGUUGCACACUGGUCUUGAUGUGUAUGAUAUCACUUGGAUGGCUGGAGUUGUGAAAAUCAUAGUUGAAAGAACUCGUGAUGAACUUACUACUAUUUCUGAGGACGAACUAGCACUUAUGGUUAUGAAGCUGGAAAAGAGGUUGGAAGAAAUGGACAAUGAUGAAUAUACUCAAGUUCUCAAGAAUCACACAAUAUUAUUAGAAACUAGAACGUCUAAACAGGCAAUUUUACAAUGUAGGAAAGAUUGGAAUGACCAUAUUGGUGAUAUUGUCACAAUAACCUUCAAUAACAGUGAUGAAAAAGUCACCGGACGUCUCAUGGGAUCAUACAACGCCCUUGGAAUUUGUCUUAAUGUUGCUAAUCUCAAGACAACCUUCCCACUUUCGUUCAUAUAUGAGGUUAGAAGAUUCAUCCUAGGUUCAUAG
Messenger RNA from Theileria equi strain WA, 1437 nucleotides. RefSeq lists its product as hypothetical. Bases 1 to 1437 code for a protein of 478 amino acids. The record is from RefSeq and is a predicted model, not a curated record. Lineage: Eukaryota; Apicomplexa; Aconoidasida; Piroplasmida; Theileriidae. The transcript has 5 exons.